Molecule: messenger RNA, 2264 nt
Organism: Zingiber officinale
Lineage: Eukaryota; Viridiplantae; Streptophyta; Magnoliopsida; Zingiberales; Zingiberaceae
Product: glucomannan 4-beta-mannosyltransferase 9-like
Exons: 10
Coding region: 333-1934 (533 amino acids)
Cellular component (GO): Golgi apparatus
Molecular function (GO): mannan synthase activity
Source: RefSeq, a predicted model, not a curated record
CCUUCCCCCCAUUACGGUUGGAGCUUCAGGGAUUUUGUUACAGUACUGUUGUUCUCUUCCACCUCCGGAAUAGCAAAAGAGGAGGAUCUCUGUUUCCCUUACAACCUUUCUCUACUCCAUUACAUUAAUCUGGCGUUGAGAAAGGUACAGAGACCAAAAUGAAAGCUUUGUAGGUUGACAGUUCGGCUCCAAUGCAUUGCAUUGCGUAAUCCAGCAGCAAUUAUGAUUUACAGCAGAAUUCACAUAUAAGGAAGAAAAAAAAAAGACAGUCUUUACUCUCGAGUGCGGCUUUUGAGCGCGGAGGCAAAGCAGAGGAAGCGACUGCAGCAAAGAUGGAAAAGCUCAGUUCGACUCCGCUUCUGCCGGAAUCGUUCAACGGAGCGCGUGACGACAUCGCAGGGCAGAUGGCCACAAUUUGGUGGCAGAUUAAGGCGCCGCUGAUAGUGCCCUUGCUCCGCGUCGCCGUCUUCCUCUGUCUGGCGAUGUCCAUCAUGCUGGUGGCGGAGAAGAUCUACAUGGCCGCCGUCAUCACCUUCAUCAAGCUCCGCGGUCGCAGGCCGGAGAAAGUGUACAAGUGGGAGCCUAUGAGCGACGACCUCGAGCUCGGAAGCUCCGCCUAUCCCAUGGUCCUCGUCCAAAUCCCCAUGUUCAACGAGAAAGAGGUGUACCAACUCUCCAUCGGAGCUGCGUGCGGCCUGUCAUGGCCGUCGGACAGGAUUAUAAUCCAAGUGCUCGACGACUCGACCGAUCCAGUGACCAAGGAUUUGGUGGAAAUGGAGUGCAAGAGGUGGGCGAGCAAGGGCGUAAACAUCAAGUACGAGGUGAGGGACAACCGGAACGGGUACAAGGCCGGCGCGCUCAAGGAAGGCAUGGAGCUGAGCUACGUCAAACACUGCGACUACGUUGUCAUCUUCGACGCUGACUUCCAGCCGGAGCCCGACUUCCUGUGGCACACCGUUCCCUUCCUCCUCCACAACUCCGACCUCGGGCUAGUCCAAGCUCGCUGGAAAUACGUGAAUUCGGAUGAAUGUUUACUGACAAGGAUGCAGGAGAUGUCCCUUGAUUACCACUUCUCAGUGGAGCAGGAAGUAGGAUCAUCCACUUACGCUUUCUUUGGCUUCAAUGGAACCGCCGGGGUGUGGCGGAUUGCUGCUCUCAAUGAAGCCGGUAGUUGGAAAGACCGAACCACGGUCGAGGACAUGGAUUUGGCGGUCCGAGCUAGCCUCAAGGGCUGGAAGUUUGUAUUCCUUAGAGAUCUCAAGGUUAAAAAUGAACUACCAAGUAGCUUCAAGGCUUACCGAUAUCAGCAACAUAGAUGGUCUUGUGGUCCGGCAAAUCUUUUCAAGAAAAUGUUCAUGGAAAUUAUAAAUAACAAGAAAGUAACUUGGAGGAAGAAAUUCCAUGUAAUCUACAGCUUCUUCUUUGUCCGCAAGGUGGUUGCUCACGUUGUAACCUUUGUGUUCUACUGCAUCGUGAUUCCUGCAACAGUCUUUGUUCCUGAGGUGCAAAUACCCAAGUGGGGAGCUGUCUACAUACCCUCCAUCAUUACUCUUCUCAAUGCUAUCGGAACACCGAGAUCUCUCCACUUGAUUGUAUUCUGGAUCCUGUUCGAGAAUGUCAUGUCUCUCCACAGAACAAAAGCUACCUUUGUUGGCUUGUUAGAGGCAAGAAGAGUGAACGAGUGGGUGGUCACUGAGAAGCAAGGAGAUACUGCUAAACUUAAAAUGGCCAGCAAAGCAGCAAAGAAGCCACGAAUCGCGAUUGGUGAUCGAGUACACUUGUUGGAGCUGGGAACAGGGGCUUACCUCUUCUUUUGUGGGUGCUAUGACAUGACCUUUGGGAACAACCAUUACUUCAUCUACCUCUUCCUCCAAGCAUUUGCCUUCUUUAUAGUCGGUUUUGACUAUGUCGGCACAUCCAUCCCUGGUUCAUAAUAGUCUGUUGCCAAAGGCUUGUCAUGACUCUUCUACCUAAAAUAUCAUAUAUAAAGUAAUUGUUGCGAGUCAGCUGCUUCAAAGAAAGAAUUCAUUCAUAGAAGACCUCCACUACCAUCUACUAUUCUUGUGUGAAUAUAUAUAUAAUAGUUAAGUGUAAGUGUUUGUGACAGAUACAGGGAAUUUUUCAGCAUACGUGCGAAGACUUUCUUUAGUUAAAUUGAGAGAAUGAAACAAUCAACUAGUCAUAUCCCACUAAGUGGGAUUGAUUAUAUAAAUUCUUGUAUGUUAAUGAAUUUUAUCUACUAUCAUUAUCUAUAUUUAAAUAAA